Beta vulgaris subsp. vulgaris (sugar beet) is the source of this 1346-nucleotide messenger RNA. Its product is annotated as protein NSP-INTERACTING KINASE 2-like. NCBI's taxonomy places the organism in Eukaryota, Viridiplantae, Streptophyta, Magnoliopsida, Caryophyllales, Amaranthaceae. Bases 605 to 904 code for a protein of 99 amino acids. The transcript is spliced from 2 exons. The record is from RefSeq and is a predicted model, not a curated record.
GACAGAUGCAGUAAAGUUCUCGUAUCUCUAAUCACAACUUAUAAAGAAAGGGAAAAGAAAGAACAAACUAUGACUAUAUGAGUACCAUCGACUUCCUAGUAUAUUAUGAGCCAGAUGAAUUAUUUCCUCUAUUCGGCUUGAUCUAGACACUUUCCAUGGACUUCCUGACUUGUCAAGAAUUACCAAAUGCACUGAACCUAAAUGGUAAAACAUUAUCUGCAAACAGAUGACUUACGUCCAAUAAUGUUGAGCUUUGUACUCUUGACCAUAACAAGACAAUAUACAAGUUCACUCUGCAUUUAGAAGGAUUGAAAAUUGCACUUAAGUAGUGGCAGAGAAGUCAAUUACUGAGUUCGUGUACAGAUUACAAGGUAGAAAUUAGCUUGACACCUGUGUUGAAAUCACAAUGAUAGGAUCAUCAACCUUAACAUGGCUACCCCCUUGUAGAGAAAGACUGACAGUAGGUAUUAAACUGGUAUUUGCAUCAGGUCUGCAGAUUGUGUAGGAAAUAACAGAUGUCUUUGGAUUUGGAAUCCUCCUACUAGAGUUGAUAACUGGUCAAAGGGCAAUAGAUUUUGGCAAAGCAGCAAACCAGAAAGGAGCCAUGUUAGACUGGGUUAAGAAAAUUAACCAAGAAGAGAAGCUAGAAAUGUUGGUAGACAAGGACUUGAAGAACAACUAUGACAGCAUUGAACUUGAAGAAAUAGUCCAAGUAGCUCUCUUAUGUACUCAAUUUCUCCCUAAUCAGAGACUUAGGAUGUCAGAAGUGGUAAGGAUGCUCGAGGGAGAUGGCCUCGCAGAGAAAUGGGAAGCUUCUCAAAGAGCUGAUUCCACAAGGAGCAGAGUAACUGAGUUCUCCUCUUCAGAGAGAUACUCUGAUCUCACCGAUGAGCAUCAUUGUUAGUGAGCGCGCCAAUGAAACUAAGCAGAGUUUGUCCAUAAUUUGGUAUUGUACAGAAUUAGAUUCCAGAAACUUAGUGUUUAGAAUGAGGAUUAAAAGCGACCUUAUCUCUUAAUUGCAUAGAGAAUAUUGUUAAAGAGUGUGGGUCAAGUUUGUAAGAAUAAUGUAAUGUGAGAAAGGGUUCCCUUUUUCUUUUUCUUACAUUUUAACAAAUUGUGAAAUCUAAGGCUAUUGUAGUAAGCUGUAAGCACAUAAUGUGAAAAAAGUAGAUGAUAGGGUGAACAAAGUUAUAGCAGCCCCUAACAGAGCAGCUAAUGCAGCACGUGUGGCAGGUGUGGCAGCUAUGAAAGCUAGUAAAGCUACUUUCCAUUCUUUAGUAAUUCUCAUGAUUAACUGAGCAAGCAUAAGGUCUCAUAUCAGACCGCCUAUUUGAUGCGUUCCAUGU